UAGUGGUCCAUUAAUCACUAUCAUACCACCCAUUUCAGAGUCACAAACACAAAAUACACAAUACUCCCAAAUUCCACAGUCGGAUAGUUAUCGUCCACUGUUCAGAAAACCAAGUUAUUCAUCGAAUAUGAAUAAGAAGAGGAUAUUGAUAGUAGGAGGAACAGGGUACUUGGGUCAGCAUCUUCUCCAAUCAUUUGCAAAUCUCCGAACAUCAUCUUCUUAUGAUCUUGCUUUCACUUAUUGCUCGACCCCUCCUUCUGAUUUGCUUCAUGCUUUUCCUCAAUCACUCUCUUUUCCCCUUGAUUUGCGCAUUGGUGAUGGGUUUGAUUUCAUUACCGAUACAUUCGGUCAGCCAGAUGUAGUUGUGAAUUGUGCUGCACUCUCGGUACCUCGGGCGUGUGAGGCUGAUCCUGUUGCUGCUAUGUGCAUCAAUGUGCCAAAGCCUCUUGUCAGCUGGAUAUCGAGUUUUAAAGAGAAAGAAACUCUUUUGAUUCACCUUUCAACUGAUCAAGUUUAUGAAGGGACCAAGUCAUAUUAUAAAGAAGAAGAUAAGACUUGUCCAGUGAACACCUAUGGGAGAUCAAAAGUGGCAGCAGAAGAAUUUAUCAAUUCAAAUUGUUCAAACUUUGCAAUUUUGAGAAGUAGCAUUAUCUAUGGUCCGCAAACAAUAUCUCCUGUCCUAAAGUCCCUUCCUAUUCAGUGGAUUGAUGACAUAUUAUCUAAAGGAAAUAAGGUGGACUUCUUUUAUGAUGAGUUCCGCAGCCCAGUUUUCAUCAACGAUGUAGUGGGUGCUGUUAUAGCUCUUACAAAAAAAUGGGUCAUAGAUGGCAUUCCAAUGCAAUUAAUAUUAAAUCUUGGGGGCCCGGAAAGAGUUUCCCGCGCUCAAAUGGCAAAAGUUGUAGCGGAGAUCAGAGGAUAUGACGCCUCUUUGAUCAAUCUCAUGUCUGCAUCAUCGGUUGAUCGCGGUGUGAAAUCGCCAACAGAUAUAUCCAUGGACAUUAACAAAUUGGUGAACACACUCAAUAUAGCUCCUAUUUCAUUCAAAGAUGGUGUAACUUUGACACUUUUAAAUCGUUGACUAAUCCAUAGAAUUUGGAAGAUACAAUUUCAUGUAUUUGUUUAUGACAUUUUUUUUUUAUUGCCAAAACUAUAAAUUAUCAUUUUGGAGGAUAAUAUUUUUGGUGGAUGCUUUUUCUUACAAGGAAAUGCCUUUAAAUAAAUUCUUUAGUAACUAUUGGACCUUUGUAUAUUUUUAAAGU
Messenger RNA from Chenopodium quinoa (quinoa), 1259 nucleotides. RefSeq names its product methionine adenosyltransferase 2 subunit beta. NCBI's taxonomy places the organism in Eukaryota, Viridiplantae, Streptophyta, Magnoliopsida, Caryophyllales, Amaranthaceae. The coding region runs from base 128 to 1078 and encodes 316 amino acids. The record is from RefSeq and is a predicted model, not a curated record. The transcript is spliced from 6 exons.